Molecule: messenger RNA, 1072 nt
Organism: Monomorium pharaonis (pharaoh ant)
Lineage: Eukaryota; Metazoa; Arthropoda; Insecta; Hymenoptera; Formicidae
Exons: 2
Coding region: 670-1035 (121 amino acids)
Source: RefSeq, a predicted model, not a curated record
UAAGAUUAUUAAAAUCGGUUGUAUACUUUUGGCUAAAAGUAUGGGAGUGCAACAAUAUGUUGUUGUAAUCGAUCUAUAAGUGUUGACAUUUUAAAAUUAUUUUUCAGUUUUUGCCAUUUUAAAUAGUGUAUACAAUAAGCCUGUCUAUUUUCAUACUUAUUUUUAGAUUUAAUUUCCUCCAAUUACAGAAGUUUUCUUCAGGUUUACUAAAUUUUGAUAAUUGUUGGGAAUAAUUGUUUAAGAUAUUUUAUUUUUGGCGCCAGUAGUGAGCCAGUAGUGCGACAGGUGUGUGCAACAACUAAAAACGCGUUGUGAUCGAUACGCGUGCGUAAUGCGCUUCUUCCGUUUUUUGUGUUCAGACUUCUUUACGCCUCUCCCUCUCUCUCUGAGUUGUGAAUCAUCGUAUCGCCAUACAGAGCUUUCUUGUACCAAGAUUUUUUUGCAUUAUUAUCUCUGUAAUAAACGGUUUAUUUUCUGUUUUGCACUGUGUGUGUGUUACAUAAACCUCUGACAGUCUUUGCAAAACUAGAAAGCCAAUAGGUUAUGGGCUCAGGGAAAUCAAAGGCGAAAAAAAAAUCGUAAAAGUAAAAAAGUAAGAAGCAGUACGAAAAUGGCGACAGUCAAGACGACGUAAUAUAGAUAGAGAAACUAAAGGACAGCGAGAACUUCAUGAUUUGGAAAUUUCAAGUUACGAUUCUGUUCAAGUUCCUCGGACUAUAUGAAAUCGUAACAGAAGUCUCAAAGCUGACAAAAGGUGCUGAAGAACAAGGAAAAGCAGAGUGGAUUCGGAAAGAUGCACGUGCCCAGAAAAUUAUAAUUACGACAAUAGAAAGGCAACCACUGACCCACAUACUGAUAUGCAAGACGUCUCACAAGAUGUUUCAAAGAAUUUGUGCCAUGUACGAAAGAGACACACAACAGCAAAAAUGUAUUUUACUGCAGGAAUUCUUCAAUUUUACAUACCAAAAAGGAACUGAUAUAAAACACUCACAAACCUCACAUCAAGACUGCUCUCUGAGGAAAUUAGGCUGCUAGCGACUGAUGCAAAACUGGAUGCCGUAGCGUUUAAAAC